AAAUGGCGACGGCGGCAUAACCUAACAAAAUAGCAUAGAAUUUUGUUUUGUCGUGUUAUCAUUUUAGAAUUAGCGAAAUAAAAUACCAAAAGUGAUUAAACGAUAGUGAAUUGUGUUUAAAGUUAUAAAUCCGACAUGGCGGAUGCGGCUGCGAGGCAGUUGCAAUAUGAAUACAAGGCCAACUCAAAUUUGGUCUUACAAGCCGAUGUGAGGCUUAUUGAGCGCCGUGGUCGCGAUGAGGCCACUGGCGAGGUCCUGUCCCUCUCGGGAAAGCUCACCGGGACGCGGAUGGGCGACCGAGCACAGCGUACCAAGCCUGACAAGACUGAAGAGAGAAAAGUCAAGCGUCAGAAACGCGAUGAAGCGUCAUACGAGCUCUCAAAAUCAAAAACAUCACGGGUAGCCUGGGCUGAUGACACCCCGGGAGUUCUAUACCGGCCACGAGCGCAACACACGAGGCACGCCUAUGAAAUGCUGCUCACAUUCAUGCAGAGUGCCCUUGGAGACCAGCCCAGGGAUAUCCUGUGUGGAGCCUGCGAUGAGGUCCUCGUGGUGUUGAAGAAUGAUAAGUUAAAAGAUCCGGAAAAGAAGAAGGAAAUUGAGAUGCUUUUGGGGCCUGUUGCUGAUGAGAGAUUUGCUCUGCUCGUUAAUUUAGGUAAAAAGAUCACAGACUUCAACAUAAGCUCUUCAGCUGAGGGUAAUACAGAAAUUGAUGAGACAUAUGGCAUCAAUGUGCAGUUCGAGGAGUCUUCAGAGGAAGAUGAUGAGGACGCUUAUGGAGAGGUCCGUGAAGAAGAUAAGGAAGAUGGAGAAGGUUCGGAGAAUGAGAAAGAGAAAGACAGCAGUGCUGACGAGGACAGUGACGGAGAAGGCAAGAGAAAUGCCAUACAUACCAAUCUUUCAGAAGAGCAAUCACAGAAGCGACGGGACGCCACCUUGCAUCCCAUGGAUAUUGACGCCUACUGGCUCCAGCGUCGUCUCUCCCGGCACUUUCCCGAUGCCAUGCUGUCUCAGGCCAAGUCUUCUGAAGUCCUGACAGCAUUAGCCGAGGCAGCCGAUGACAGAGAUCUGGAAAACAGGCUCGUAUUGCUACUGGGUUACGAUUGCUUCGAGUUUGUCAAGCUGUUGAAUAAAUAUAGAUAUACAGUACUCUACUGCACGAAGUUGGCGUCCUCACAGUCGGAGAGCGAGCGAGCCUCCAUCAGGGAGGAGAUGUCAAAGCAGCCACAUUUGCAGAAGAUCCUCGCUCAAUUGGAGACAGGGAAGGGUGAUGAUGAGACAGCCCAACAAUCAUCCGAAGCGCCACGCAAACGCCACAAGACGGAAGCGGAAGCCACAUCAGGCACGGGCCAGGUGACAGGCAACAGGAAGGUGCUUCAGCUCGAGGAGUUGAUGUUCGCAGCCGGCGCACACUUCAUGGCGAACAAGCGCUGCCAGCUGCCGCCAGGAUCCUUCAGGAAGCAGAGGAAAGGUUACGAGGAAGUUCACGUGCCGGCGCUGAAGCCCAAGCCCUUCGAUGAGGGAGAGACCUUGGUGCCGGUGGAGAAACUGCCCAAAUACGUGCAGCCGGCCUUCGAGGGGUUCAAGACUUUGAAUAGGAUACAGAGUCGCAUAUCAAAAGCAGCGCUAGAAUCUGACGAGAACCUCCUGGUCUGCGCUCCUACAGGGGCGGGUAAGACCAACGUCGCCCUGCUCUGUAUACUGCGGGAAGUCGGCAAGCACGUCAACGACGACGGCACUGUUAACGUCAACGACUUCAAAAUGAUUUAUGUCGCUCCUAUGCGCUCGCUUGUGCAGGAAAUGGUGGGCAACUUCAGCAAGCGUCUAUCAGCGUACAACAUGAAAGUAUCGGAGCUGACGGGAGAUCAUCAGCUCACGAGAGAGCAGAUUGAAGCCACACAGCUCAUCGUGUGUACGCCAGAGAAGUGGGAUAUUAUUACUAGGAAAGGUGGCGAGCGUUCAUUCACGAACCUGGUGCGUCUGAUCAUCAUUGAUGAAGUGCACCUGCUACACGACGAGAGAGGACCUGUCCUCGAGGCACUGGUCGCCAGAACCCUCAGGACUGUGGAGCAAACGCAGGAAGAGGUUCGUCUAGUAGGUCUAUCUGCUACGUUACCCAAUUACACAGAUGUGGCUGCGUUCCUGAGGGUUAAGCCUGAACAUGGACUGUUUUAUUUCGACAAUUCUUUCAGACCGGUAGCCUUAGAACAACAGUACAUUGGUGUGACAGAGAAGAAAGCGCUCAAAAGGUUCCAGGUUAUGAACGAUAUUGUCUAUGAGAAGACUAUGGAACAUGCUGGCAGGAAUCAGAUUCUAGUAUUCGUUCACUCUCGUAAAGAGACCGGUAAGACUGCGCGAGCGAUCCGCGAUAUGUGCUUAGAAAAGGAUACUUUAGGACAAUUUCUAAGGGAAGGCUCAGCCAGUAUGGAGGUACUCCGUACUGAAGCGGAACAGGUCAAGAACCCGGAACUUCGCGAGCUGCUGCCGUACGGGUUCGCCAUCCACCACGCCGGCAUGAGCCGCGUCGACAGGACGCUCGUCGAGGACCUGUUCGCAGAUAGGCAUAUACAGGUCCUGGUAUCAACAGCGACCCUAGCUUGGGGCGUGAACCUGCCGGCCCACACAGUGAUAGUGAAGGGCACGCAGGUGUACUCUGCGGAGCGCGGGCGCUGGGCGGAGCUGGGCGCGCUGGACGUGCUGCAGAUGCUCGGCCGCGCCGGCCGCCCGCAGUACGACACUAAGGGAGAGGGAAUCCUAAUAACCAACCACUCGGAGCUGCAAUACUACUUGUCGCUAUUAAACCAGCAGUUACCGAUAGAAUCUCAGUUGGUCAGCAAACUGCCCGAUAUGUUGAACGCUGAGAUCGUUUUGGGAUCUGUGCAGAGCGUCAGGGAUGCUGUCACUUGGCUCGGCUACACCUACCUAUAUAUUCGGAUGCUUCGUCAGCCGGCCCUAUACGGCAUAUCUCAGGAAAAGUUCCAAGAAGACUCGCUGUUGGAACUGCAUAGAGCUGAUCUCGUGCACACUGCUGCCAGUCUACUUGACAAGGCCGGCCUAAUAAGAUACGAGAGGAAAUCGGGCCACUUUCAGCCGACCGAACUGGGCCGAAUCGCUUCUCAUUUCUACUGUACAUACGAAACGAUGCAGUGUUACGCUCAACUGCUGAAGCCGACUCUAGGCGAAAUCGAAUUGUUCAGGGUUUUCUCGUUGUCGGCUGAAUUUAAGCAUAUUGCUGUUAGGGAGGAGGAGAAAUUGGAGCUGUGUAAACUUAUGGAGAGGGUACCAAUCCCCAUAAAAGAGAGCAUCGAGGAACCAUCAGCCAAGAUCAACGUCCUCCUGCAGGCGUACAUAUCGCAGCUGAAGCUGGAGGGCUUCGCGCUGAUGGCGGACAUGGUGUACGUGACGCAGUCCGCGUGCAGGCUGCUCAGGGCCAUCUUCGAGAUUGUGCUGCACAGAGGUUGGGCUCAACUGGUGGACAAAACUCUAGCACUGUGCAAAAUGGUCGACAGACGCAUGUGGCAGUCCAUGUCGCCGCUCAGACAAUUCAGGAAAAUGCCUGAAGAGGUAAUAAAAAAACUCGAAAAGAAAAACUUCCCCUGGGAGAAACUCUACGAGUUGGGGCCCAACGAGAUUGGAGAGUUAGUCAGAGCCCCCAAAUUGGGGAAGAUGAUACACAAGUACGUUCAUCAGUUCCCCAAGUUGGAGUUGGCUACUCAUAUACAGCCGAUCACUAGGUCUACCUUGAGGGUUGAGCUGACUAUUACACCGGAUUUCCAUUGGGAUGAGAAGAUCCACGGCCAAUCAGAAGCCUUCUGGAUCCUAGUCGAAGACGUUGACUCGGAGGCAGUUCUUCAUCACGAAUACUUCCUUCUGAAGCACAAGUACUGUCGCGACGAGCACCACGUCAAGUUGUUCGUGCCGGUGUUCGAGCCGCUGCCGCCGCAGUAUUUCCUGAGGGUCGUGUCUGACAGAUGGAUAGCAGCCGAGACUCAGCUGCCCGUUUCCUUCCGUCACCUCAUCUUGCCGGAGAAGAAUCUGCCUCCUACUGAACUGCUAGACUUGCAGCCGCUGCCUAUAUCUGCUCUCAGGAACCCGAAGUACGAGGAGUUGUAUAACGAGACCUUCCCACAGUUUAAUCCGGUGCAGACUCAGGUGUUCAACGCCGUCUACAAUUCAGACGACAACGUAUUCGUCGGAGCCCCAUCCGGUUCCGGCAAGUCGGUCAUAGCGGAGCUAGCACUCCUGCGCAUGCUGUCGAGCGGCGGCGGCCGCGCCGUGUACGUGCUGCCCAAGGACGCGCUCGCAGACAUCGUGUUCGCCGACUGCUACCACAAGUUCAACGUCAAGUUCAAUGUCAAGGUAGUUCAACUGACGGGUGAAACGGCUACUGAUCACAAGCUGCUGAACAAAGGUCAGAUCAUCGUCACUACAGCUGAUAAAUGGGAUAUACUUUCUAGAAGAUGGAAAGUCCGCAAAAGCGUCCAAAGCGUGACUCUGUUCAUAGUGGACGCUUUACAACUGUUGGGCGGCGAAGAGGGACCCGUGUUAGAAGUCGUCUGUUCGCGUAUGAGAUACAUCUCCUCGCAGAUCGGUCGUCAAAUUCGCAUAGUAGCCCUAUCACUUCCCCUAGCUGACGCUCGCGACGUGUCACAAUGGCUGGGCUGCAGCGCCAACUGCUCGUUCAACUUCCAUCCCAGCGUGAGGCCGCUGCCUCUGCAGCUGCAUAUACAGGGCUUCAACAUAUCCCACGCGGCCUCCCGUCUAGCGGCAAUGACGAAACCUAUAUACAACGCAGUCAUUAGGUACGCGGGCAACAAGCCCUGCGCCGUCUUCGUGCCGUCACGACGACACUCACGCCUGUUAGCCGCUGACCUACUGGCCCUGGCCGCUGCCCACGCCUCGCCCACUAGGUUCCUGAGGGCCAGGCCUGAUAUGCUGCAGCCGUUCUUGAAGAGGGUGCAUGAUAAGAUGUUACGCGAAACCCUAGCCGCUGGGGUAGCAUACCUCCACGAGGGCGUGGAAGCCGGUGACAGACGGCUCGUGCAGCAGCUCCUGGAGUCCGGCGCCAUACAGCUGUGCGUGGUGGCCGCUGAGCUGGCGUGGGCGCUGGCUGCACACGUCCACACUGUUAUAGUUGCUGACACACACGUUUACAACGGCAAACUCCACGCAUACGAACAAUACCCCAUCAGCACGGUACUUCAGAUGGUGGGCCGAGCCUGCAGACCUCUGGAAGACCAGCAAGCAGUUGCAGUCCUCAUGUGUGUGCAGCACCACAAGACCUUCUUCACCAAGCUGCUGAACGACUGCCUGCCGCUAGAGAGCCACUUGGACCACAGACUACACGACCACAUGAACGCGGAGAUCGUCACUAAAACCAUAGAGAACAAACAGGAUGCUGUAGACUAUCUCACUUGGACCUUCCUGUAUCGACGGUUGACGCAGAACCCUAAUUAUUAUAAUUUGCAAGGCGUUACUCAUAGACAUCUCUCAGACCACCUCUCAGAGUUGGUAGAGACGACCUUAACCGACUUGGAGCAAUCAAAGUGUAUAGCCAUCGAAGACGACAUGGACGUUCAACCUCUCAACUUGGGCAUGAUUGCUUCCUACUACUAUAUCAAUUAUACUACUAUCGAAUUAUUCAGCUUAUCUCUAACGAACAAGACUAAGAUCCGUGGGUUGCUGGAGAUCAUAUCCUCAGCUGCGGAGUACUCCGAGCUUUGCAUCAGGCAUCGGGAGGAGAACAUCAUUAAGGCUUUGGCUGCCAAAGUGCCACACAAACCGACAGCACCGGCCGGUAACACAGUGAAAUACAACGAUCCCCACGUGAAAGCUCAUGUAUUGCUCCAAGCUCAUCUGUCCCGCAUGCAGCUACCCGCAGAGCUACAGGCUGACACUGCGCUGGUGCUCGCUAAGGCCAUCCGCCUCAUCCAAGCCUGCGUGGAUGUAGUAUCCAGCAGUGGAUGGCUAUCCCCCGCAGUGGCCGCUAUGGAGUUAGCGCAAAUGGUGACGCAGGCCAUGUGGGCCAAGGACUCGUACCUCAGGCAGCUGCCACACUUCACCACCGAGCUCGUGCAGAGGUGCUCUGAGAAGGGCGUAGAAACAGUGUUCGACGUGAUGGAACUAGAAGACAACGCUCGUGCCAAACUGCUGCAACUUUCGCCAACGGAAAUGGCGGAUGUCGCCCGUUUCUGUAACCGGUAUCCCAACGUUGAACUGACAUACGAGGUGAAAAACGAGAGGCAUCUGCGUGCCGGCAAGCCUAUUGUAGUAGAAGUGUCGCUGGAGAGAGAAGACGAUAUCGUUGGCCCGGUCAUAGCACCCUUCUUCCCGCAGAAACGCGAGGAAGGCUGGUGGGUGGUGAUCGGUGAUCCUAAGAGCAAUACCCUACUUUCCAUCAAGAGAGUUUCUUUAGCUAGGAGUGCUAAGGUGCGUCUCGACUUCGUAUGCGGCAGUUCCGGUCGUCACACAUACACUCUUUACUUCAUGUCGGACGCUUACCUCGGAGCCGAUCAAGAGUACAAGUUCACCGCCGACGUGGCCGAAGCCGCCUCCGAUUCCAGCGACUCCGAGUAGACACCGACUUCCGCGACUUCCAUUUUGUGGGGACACCGACUUCCAUUAUGUGGGGACACCGACUUCCACUAAGUGUGGACACCGACUUCUACUUGGCCAAGUCACGGACUUUCACAUUGUAGACACCGACUUCCAAUUUACGUGGACACCGACUUCCACGUUAGAAUUGUUUAUAUUUUACAAAGACUUGAUUCACAAAUCCAUUUUUCAAUGUUUUCAAAUGAGUUUUAUUCCAAUUUGGGAUGUGAAUUUAGUCGUGCCCUGAAAAUAUUUCAGGCUACAGAAAAGUUAGUCUAUAAAAUGUAAUAUGUGAAGUUUAUAGUAUAAGAUAAUUAAGGAAAAUAAAAGAAUUUGGAAUUUAA
Molecule: messenger RNA, 6938 nt
Organism: Helicoverpa zea (corn earworm)
Lineage: Eukaryota; Metazoa; Arthropoda; Insecta; Lepidoptera; Noctuidae
Gene: l(3)72Ab
Product: putative U5 small nuclear ribonucleoprotein 200 kDa helicase
Exons: 42
Coding region: 136-6576 (2146 amino acids)
Cellular component (GO): nucleus
Molecular function (GO): ATP hydrolysis activity; ATP binding; nucleic acid binding
Source: RefSeq, a predicted model, not a curated record